Molecule: messenger RNA, 3285 nt
Organism: Dermacentor andersoni
Lineage: Eukaryota; Metazoa; Arthropoda; Arachnida; Ixodida; Ixodidae
Biological process (GO): membrane protein ectodomain proteolysis
Molecular function (GO): metalloendopeptidase activity
Source: RefSeq, a predicted model, not a curated record
AAAGGGGGCGACCGCGCCAGCGUAAAAUGCAAGUAAAACACGCAACCAAAAACGCGUAUAAGGAGAUCUACAAAUUUUCAGAUAUUACGGAGAAACACUUAAAUUUCACUUAGGGAGAAGGCCUGCUGUAAGUCGUUUCGACCCACCGCAUGCGUCAAGCAGAGAUAUGCCCUCUGCUGUUCGUGACGUACGUGGGGAGGCAUAUUUUGUAAGCAGACACAGUUGAAUACCCAAUACAUAUACGAAAAGUGCACUUCGGCACCAUUUAAAGGGCCCGAUGUACGAAUACGGCGAAACAUUUCAGAGCUCUUAAAUAUCAAUGAAAUAGCAUGUGCCGCUAGAUGACAAGCCCGCUUAGAUAUCACCUUGCUACUUCUAUGUUCCGCCGGCACUCAAAUGGUGCUCAUAUUCCUGUCUAUACAACGGAGCAUGACGAUUGUAUUACAAUUAUUACUUCAUAUUUUUCUGCAUCCCCGUGAAACGGAAUGUGCGACACUUACUGGGCGAGAAAGCGUGGUAUUUCCAAAGUUAUUAGAAAGUCGGAGCGACAAUGGAGCUAAGGUGCUGAGAAUUAACGAAGAUCUUACAUUGACCCUAGAAAAGAGUUCUGUUUUAAGCAAGAACUUUCUCCUCAGAACUUACGAAGAUCGCAUCAUGAAGCACACUUAUCAUGAUGGCGAAGUGCUAGAAGAAGACCUGUACCAUGACCUUCGUACUUUCUCUUCUGUUAUGGUAUCUGAAGACAAUGGACUCGAAGUGGAAGGUAUUAUCGGACCAGGACUACGAAUAAGACCAUUGAGAGGAGGGACGAGAAAUGGGGAAGGACGUACUCCCCACGUUCUUUACGAAAAUAGUGAUGGUUCCAUUCAAACCGGCGUGAAUGAUGGCGUCGGAGGGGCUAGGUACUUGAACAUUUCCCAACGCGACGAUAAACGUGAUGAAAGUGACAAUAAUGCGCGUGUAGAGUUACUGGUGGCCGUAGACAGCACAUUUCGACGACAAUUCACAAGUGUUAAAACAUUGCUGAAGUACCUCACCAUUACCCUGAAUUCGGCGAAUGUGAGGUACACGACAGUGAGAAAUCCCAGCGUAAGACUCAAGCUUUACGCAGUGGAAGUACUCGAGGAAUACACGGAACACUUUCUGUACCGUGUAGACAGUUACGUCGCUGCUCUUCGGAGCCUGGAAUCCUUCAGGGAUUAUGUGCAGCAAAAUCCUGACAAGUAUGGCUUAUACGAUGCAGUAUACCUGAUCACCGGACUCGACAUGGCACGAUACACCGGAAACGGCUGGGAUAGGGAACUUCAGGGCAUCGCAUAUGUGGGAGGUGCCUGCACGUUUCGAAAAGUCGGCAUGGGUGAAGACAAAGUGGGAACGUUCUUCGGAGUGCGAAUAUUUACCCACGAAGUGGGACAUUUGUUGGGGUGCCCACACGAUGGCCAGCAUUAUGGUACGUAUUCAUCCACGGGUUGUCCCUGGCACGACGGCUUUAUUAUGAGUUACAAAGUUGCGGACAGCCGAAGCAUGAAGUUCUCUCGAUGCUGCAAUGACAUGAUCAGGCUGCAUGUAAGUUCGCAACAAGGUACUUGUUUGCGGAGAAAAGGCACGAAUCGCAGAAUUAAAAAGACCAACUUCACAAAAGGGUUACCUGGAGAAUAUUUAACCAGAAAAGGUCUCUGCAAAUCAUCCUUCCCCGAAGUUCAGGAGACGUACCUGAUGGAGGGUGGAGAGAACAGUCGGUGCUACGGGCGCUGCUACAUUCCAGAACACAUUUAUCGUGUCGGAUUCAAAAUGACGGUCUUCCCUGACAACUUCCCGUGCAGCGCAAAUAAUGGCAUAAACCUGAGGUACUUGGGAGUUACUGAUCCAAAAGUCAAGCACAAACUUGUCGGACUGGAGGUUACAACGAGUGAACAAGAAUGGUUUCUACGGAGAGUGACCCGGGAUCCAAGAUACGUUCACGCUCAAGGCACCCUUGCCUCUUUCCAAACUUACGUAACUCAAAAUCGUGAGCUCUACAGUAACGCUGACGCUGUCUUCCUGUUAACAGGACAAGACUUGGCAACGAUAAAGAAUUAUGAAGUAAACAAUCGCAGUGGUGGUUAUGCGUAUAUUAGGACUGUCUGCAGUGAACAUAAAGUAGGGGUUGGAGAAGACCGACCACCUACAUUCAAGGGUGUUCAUGUAAUGGCCCACGAAAUUGGACAUAUCCUGGGUUGCCUGCACGACGGUGAAGAUUCCCCUUUUGGAAAUCAAGACAUCCCUGGCUCUCGGGAGUGCCCUUUCGAACACGGGUACCUGAUGAGUUAUAUACGGAAAGACAGUAACACUUACAAGUUUUCUCCGUGCAGCAUCGAACAGAUUAGAGAGACAGCACGGUCCCAAAGUGGGUCCUGUCUCUACGUCGUAAACAAUGUUCGAACGCCGCUGAAAAGGUACAAAUAUCUCCCCGGACAAAUGAUGACCAGGACCCAGCAGUGUCAGAAUGCUUUUCCAACUGUGAAGAAUGUAGAGUUCAUAACAGAAAUGGGAGUGAAAGACUGCACCAUUAGAUGUGGAACUGCAGGCAAAAAACGAGAUUCAGAACCCAAGCUUCUUCACUUGAGUGAUGGAACACCUUGUAAAACAAAGCAUGGCAAGACAUACAACUGCAUCAAUGGCUUAUGCUUGAAAAAGAAGAAGUCAUAUGGAUACGAAGCAGUGCCCUGAGGCUGUAGGAAACAGGAGAGUGCGCGUCGGUUUGUAAAUUAAAGGGCAGUGUCCAUGUUCUCCUUGUGAACCAUGGGCAUCUCUGUUCAUUGCGUCACAGUAGGAUAAGUAGCGUUGUGAAAAAACGCGUCAGCACCAGGAAAACGCGAUCUCGAGGAACGUCACAUUGGUUCUACAAAUUGGAAAUCUCAAUCACGAUUUUUAGGUACAGCGAUCGCAUUAUCCUACAAGCUGCCAAGGUUGUUUCUUUAAACUUUUUUUGCAAACCGGAAGCUCCGUUGUCAGCCGAAAGGUUGUGCCGAAAUGUAUAGAGAUGUUGAUAUUAUAUGCCUAAGAAAACUUUUUAAAAGCAAUUGGGAAUGCAAGACAGAUGACUAUACAGCCUGUAAGGGUGUUCAGUAAGUCUAAAGAAUAUAUUCUUCAUUUAUAGCGGGCCGCACCUGGGGGCUUCUAAAAUUUAGUAACUUGUUCAUAUAUUAUGGUUUUUUAUUAUAUUUUAGAAAGCUGUUUGCUUAAACCUGGCGUGUUGAAUUCUAGGCCGACAAACAGCCCCUUAUUAAAAAAGUUUCCUAAGAA